AUGACUCCAGUAUCUGCAUCUAUAAUCCUCCAAUCAGCUAGCUCCACUCUCCCCGUACGCAUGGCCUGGGGCCUAUCCAGAAACGAACUGAAGAAACCCAAGUCGACUUCACCACCAAGACUUAUUCGUCAAUUACUGGACUUCAUAGCCGUUAUAAUUGGUCUCAAAUUUCGGACACAACGCCUGUAUUUGCCUCCCAUUACGGACCGCAUACUACUGGAGCCGGCAGUUGUGCUGAGCGCUCGUAUUAAAAGUGGCCAGCUAAAGUGCGAGACACUGGUCAGGGCGUACAUCGCCCGGUGCCGUGAAGUGCAGCCACACAUUAACGCCAUUAUAGCGAACAGAUAUGAAUCGGCCAUAACUGAGGCCCAGGCGGUGGACAGGAGAGUGAGGGCCGAGUUGGACGGCCAGCACCCGGUGCUCAACGGCCAGUCCAUACACUCGCAGCCAUUACUAGGCAUACCAUUCACUUGUAAGGACUCGUUUUCAGUGUCGGGUAUGCCCUGGACUAGCGGUCUGUACGCCAGGAAAGGCAUUACUGGCCCGACGGACAGUCGUGUCGUAGAGUUGUUACGCAAUGCCGGAGCUAUUAUGAUAGCCAUGACAAACGUACCGGAGCUGAUCAUGUGGUGGCACUCGACUAAUAUACUGUACGGCAGGACUAAUAACCCGUACGAUAAGAGUCGAGUGCCAGGGGGUAGUUCAGGGGGCGAGUGUGCACUUAUGGCCAGUGCUGGCAGUUUGAUUGGAGUUGGUUCAGAUAUCGGUGGAUAUGCCGCAGACCUAAAGCCUGUGCUAAAAGUAAUGGCCGGAGGCAAUGCACCCAAACUACAACUCGAUAAAACAGUACAUAUCAAAAACAUCAAAGUCUAUUACAUGGAGGGCCACAAUAACCCGGGUGUUAGUCCAGUACAGCCCGAUGUUAGGCAAAAACUAAUUAAAUGUGUGGACUAUUUGCGGGAUAAAUGUGCCGAUUGUGAGCCCCUAUACUUAAAAGAACUGGAGUUAGGGUUUGAUAUAUGGAUGUGCGCUAUGACUGACUCGAAGGCCCCGGCCCUGGAACGAGAGUUGGCUAAUCUCGAUGGCAGCAUUAAUCCCUAUAUUGACCUA
This is a messenger RNA of Medioppia subpectinata, 1110 nucleotides long. The record is from the annotation of a GenBank genome assembly. Lineage: Eukaryota; Metazoa; Arthropoda; Arachnida; Sarcoptiformes; Oppiidae.